This is a messenger RNA of Darwinula stevensoni, 675 nucleotides long. The record is from the annotation of a GenBank genome assembly. NCBI's taxonomy places the organism in Eukaryota, Metazoa, Arthropoda, Ostracoda, Podocopida, Darwinulidae.
AUGGCAAGCGUGUGCCCGACGGCGGUGAGCGGAUUCCGCGAGAAGGAGCGCCUCUUCUACGACUCCUUCGACAGCAGCGACAUCCGCUGGAACUUCGAGAAGUUCCUCGUCGACCGCGACGGGAAGCCCUACAAGCGGAUCUACCCGGACCAGCUGCCGGAGACGCUGCAGGGCGACGUCGCGAGGCUGGUGCAGACGGGCGCCCGAGCCGAGACUACGUACCCCGAGUACGGCGACUAUGGGGGCCGGAUGCCAUCGCUGCACUAUGUGUAAAACUUAAACCUCAACCUGUUAAACCUGUUAAAACCUCGUGUUUAAAAAUAUGGGGGGGGGGGGAGAAAAAAAAUUUACUACGCUGCCAACACUCCUUCCUGAGCAAUGCAUUCCAUGGAAUAACGAGAAAAGAAUUCCGGAUCAGGUCGAUCAGAAGAAUGACGGAACGUUCGGAAAACUCCUCCGGAGUCGAAAUGUCCCCGAGGCGACGGCGCAAUGAGAGAAUUUCCAUCUUGAUCGUGCGUUCAGGUUCUCUCCUCUGCGCCGGGAUUUUUUGAUCGGCCUUUCCCGAAAUCUCUUUUUCUCCGUUUUCAGGUUGCUCCCGUCUUUCUCUCGAUGUCGCCUUUAUUUCUGCAAUAAAGGACCAUUUGGUUCUAAAGCGGUCUUGACCUUGGCACAGAC